Molecule: messenger RNA, 3489 nt
Organism: Sphaeramia orbicularis (orbiculate cardinalfish)
Lineage: Eukaryota; Metazoa; Chordata; Actinopteri; Kurtiformes; Apogonidae
Gene: ro60
Product: Ro60, Y RNA binding protein
Exons: 9
Coding region: 131-1753 (540 amino acids)
Cellular component (GO): ribonucleoprotein complex
Molecular function (GO): RNA binding
Source: RefSeq, a predicted model, not a curated record
CCAGCAUGCACCACGCCACCCCCUCUGGUUAUCUCACUGAUCGACAGUGGGGAGGCCUUUCUACAUCCAGCUUCGCUUUUAUUAACAACUUGAGACCUGUGCGCUUGCUGUGGCCUUCUCUAAUACUACAAUGGAGCCAUCAGGAAGUAUGAUGUCUUCACUGAGCAACCACACCUCAAACUCAACAGGUGGUGUUUGUCCAUGGGAGGUCAGUGACAAGGCCAAACUGCGGCGCUUCCUGUGCUAUGGAUCAGAGGGAGACCUAUACACUGCCAGAGAGGAAGCUCGCGUCAGCAUGGAGAGUGCCGGAGCCCUGCUGUCUCUGCUUCAGGAUGGCAGAGGCACUGAAGUGGUGGAAGACAUAAAGAGGUACAGUCAGGAUGGACAAGCUGUCAGGAUCAACCCUUCCCUUUUUGCCUUGGCUCUGUGCUCCCAGCAUUCAGAGCUAAAAACCAGGCAGGCGGCGUUCAAAGCUCUGAAGGAAGUUUGUCGGGACCCGGCACACCUCUUUGCUUUCAUCCAGUACAAGAAGGAACUGAAGGAGGGCAUGAAAUGUGGGAUCUGGGGACGCGCCCUGCGAAAAGCAGUGUCUGACUGGUACAAUGAGCAAGAUGCCAUGAGUCUGGCUGUGGCUGUGACCAAAUGUAAACAGAGGGAUGGAUGGUCACACCAGGAUCUGCUCAGACUCUCACACACCAAACCAGCUAAUGAAGCUAUUUCUUUGAUCAGCAAAUAUGUAACAAAAGGAUGGAAAGACGUCCAGGCAGGUUACGCUGACAAGGAGAACUCAGAGGAGGUUAUGAAGGUGCUUUCAUAUCUUGAAGUGGUGGAGAAGGUCAAGCACAGCUGUGAUGAAACAGAAGUCAUCAAUUUAAUAGAAGAACAUAAACUGGAGAGGGAACAGCUGCUGACGGAUCACCUAAAGUCCAAACAGGUAUGGAAAGCUUUGUUGAAGGAAAUGCCUCUCCAAUCACUGCUAAGGAUCUUGGGUAAAAUGACAUCCAACAAAAUUCUUGAACCAGGAAGUGCAGACACAGAGGCGGUAUGUGAAAGAAUCCAGAGUGAGAUGGCGCUAAAGAAAGCGAAGAUUCACCCGUUCACUAUACUCCUGGCUUCAGAAAACUAUAAAAGGGGCCAAGGCUAUCAAGGCAAAACAAAAUGGGAACCAGACAGCAGCAUCCUCACAGCCAUGGACACUGCUUUUUACAAGAGUUUUAUGUGUGUGGAGCCUGUGGGGAAACACUUUGUCGUAGCCGUGGAUGUGAGCACAUCACUGAGCAGCGUGGUCCCAGGGACGUCGAUCAGCACCGCGGUCGCUGCUGCCGCCAUUACCAUGACCUUUGCAAGAACAGAAGCAGACACACAGGUGUUGGCCUACUCUGAAGGAGCGUUGGUACCGUGCUCUGUUUCCGCCGACAUGACUCUGGCACAAGCAACAGCAGAGCUGGUGAAGAUUCCUGGUGGGAGCACUGACUGCACCCUUCCCAUCACAUGGGCCACAGAAAAUGGGAAAGCUGUAGAUGUUUUCAUUGUUUUGACCAACAACCCCAUUUGGACAUGUACUGCCAGCCCCGUGGAGGCUCUCAAGAAGCACAGACAAAAAUCGGGCACCUCCUCUAAGUUAUUGAUGUGUGGGCUGACUUCCAUCGGACACGCCAUCUCAGACACAGAAGACAGAGGUUUACUGAACAUCUGCGGCUUCGACGUCGGAGCCAUGAGCGUCAUUCGAAACCUGGCCCUGGACCUGAUCUGAUAACAUAUUGAGACUGUCUCUCAAUCAUGUAUGUUAGAGUACAAAAAGAAGGCACAAAGUGGACCAAAUUGGCUCACUUAGCAUGUAGAGUGCCCUAAAACAGCACUAACCCAAAAGAUUUUGACAUUUACAAUUCCAAUUUCUCUUUUUGUAUUAUGUCACUUACAAGUUAAUUGACAACGUGUCCAGCGGGCUGGACAACACUCUGGAAAUGUUAUGUGCAUAUAUUUUUUUCUGUAAUUUGAAAAAGACGUUAUUGGACAUGAUAUGUCAUUGCAUAUCACACUGUUAAAGAGUAUUAGUGCAACACAACACUACAGUGGGCCAUUUAGUGCUUUGAUGAGACACUAAUCCAUUCAGUGGGAGAUUCCACUCAUAGCGAAGAUGAAGCGAGAAGAGCAACAGUUGAAGAGUCAGAAUGGAAGAGGCUUAGUGCUUUGGUAGGUUUAUUUUAAGGGGAGUUCAUAUAGAUUCUAGCAUGUGUCUUUGGUAUGAUUUUAGCAGGUUUGAUGUGAUAGUGGAGGCAUUUUACAUUUAAUAGCCUGUCCCUCUGUUACAUGUAGCAUUAUUAUAAAUUAUUAACAGAUGUAAUGGACACUGAAAAAGUACCAAAAGUCAACCUAAUACUAUGACUUUUUCUGUUCUUUAAAAUGUAUUCAUUUGGUAAGUGACUUAUUUUUUUUUUAGGUAAAUCUAGAAUUAUGUUGACACGAGUCUUUCCCGUAGCCCACCCACAUUAAUAUUCAGUAGUUUUAUUGACAUUUGUUUUCUCCUUUUGCCAAGUUAUUGUAUUAACUCUGUUCUGCUCUUGUCCCGUUUACCCUGCCCUCAGUGGUCUGAUAGUCACGAGCUUUUGGGAUAUUUGGUUUGUGUUUUGUUUUAUUUUUUAUUUUAGUCAAAUGAUAAUACCAAUGUUUGGAACUCUAAGUCAGCUAACUGUAAGUCAAAGAAAUGGACAGGCUCUCAUAUUUUAUUCUGAAUUCUAUGCAUCACGGUUUGGAUUUUACUGUGUUAUGUCCAAGAAGGGCAAAUUAUAGCUAUCUAACAACUGUUUACCAAGUCUGAAUCUGCUAGCACAGUUUUGCUUAAUUUUUUAUGUAAGAAUGUACAUUAUACAAAACACAACAGAUAAUUGUUACCUUCUUGGAGCAAAAUAAAUUGAAUGUACUUUUGUAGAACGUGUAACAUUAGAGGUUUAAAGUACAACGCUUUAUAUUCCGACACAAUAAAUGCACACUGCUGACGGUGUUUAGUCUUAGGGGCCAAUUUACCUUUGGGAAAAUAUAGGCAAACAACUGCAGCAGUGUGUUUUUUUUUUUUUUUUGUUUUUUUGUUUUUUUGCAGUAAUUGCUGCAGUUACUGACAGCAGUAACAAAACUUGUCACUUUAAUCUCCAUUCUGAUGUGAUUCACUCAUCACAAAGAAAAAAAAUAAACCCCUGACCAUGUUACUGUGAAGGAUUUAUUUGUAUACACAUGGUGGCACUCAUUUUACGACAAUUUCCACUGUCUGUCAAGAGGUCAAGUACAAUUAAGAUAUUUGUAUGAUACAGUAAUUAAUGCAAGUUACGUAGUUGAAAGUCUGACAUGAGAUAGUUAUGGGGUGUGGUAGUUCUUUCACUAUCAUGGGAAACUUCAUGCCAAUCAUAUUGUCUUGUAUCUGUUUUGCCUAACAUGUAAGUACUUGACUGUAGUGGCAAUGUAAACCCCUAAUAAAUAAUUUGCUGCUCUUCAAAA